AAAAGCUCACACUGAUACAAGACGACUGAACGAGUGACUGUGAUGGACGUUUGGACCACUUCGCCCUCCACUCCACCACCAAAGAUCUCCACUCUGCUCUCUUCACCUGCUUGGAAGAACAAUAUUUGAACCAAUUAUUGUCACAAGAAUUACAGACUUUGCCGCUAGGAUUUUGUAAAGAGCAAGUGGUGGACCAUGUGACACUUGACCUUCUGCGGCGCUACCUCAUGUGCACUCCAGAAGAUGUCAAAGCCGCUCUGAAGUCCCUAUCUUGCAAUCCAUUUUCUUUUCAUGUGUUAUUCGGCGAUACUCCAGCCACCAUGGGCGAGCCGUGAAGGAGGGGGUUUAGUCCAGGGCUGGAUCUUCAUGUGUUGAGGAGUACCAGUGCCGUAAAGCCAUGGAUUUGACUGAGAUCCCAUUCAGAGUACAAGUGGUGUGAGAGAGAUUGCAGUGGUGGGAUUGGACUUGGAAAGUUGGGCUGAUAAAGCUGCUGAGCUGACAACCCCAUGCUGGAUCUGCAGUGAGCACAGCCAGGGACCGAGCGGAGGAGGAUGUCAGCAGAGGCCGAGCUACAGCCGGGUGUAAAAACCAGCCAGCGCAAGGAGUCCCGCAGGAUCAAGGGUCAAGAUCGGACAGAGGCGGGGCUUAUUAAGCGUUUCCGUGGAGAUGGUGUGCGCUACAAGGCCAAGCUGAUUGGGAUUGAUGAGGUGACGGCAGCGCGGGGAGACAAACUGUGCCAGGACUCCAUGAUGAAGCUGAAGGGAAUGGCAUCGUCGGCACGUUCCAAGGGGGAGCACAAGCAAAGAGUCUUCUUGACGAUUUCCUUUGGGGGAAUCAAGAUGUACUGUGAAAGAUCAGGGGUUCUCCUGCAUCACCACUCUGUCCACGAGAUCAGCUACAUCGCCAAGGACACAAGGGACCACCGUGCCUUUGGUUAUGUGUGUGGGAAGGAGGGCCACCAUCGCUUUGUGGCCAUCAAAACUGCACAAUCUGCCGAGCCGCUCAUCAUUGACUUGCGUGACCUCUUCACUCUCAUCUAUGACAUUAAACAGCGAGAGGAGCUGGAGAAGAAGGCACAGAAGGACAAACAAUGUGAGCAGGCAGUGUAUCAGACCAUUCUGGAGGAUGAAGUGGACGACCCCGUCUACCAGUACAUAGUGUUUGAGGCUGGACAUGAGCCGCUGCGAGUCCCUCAGUCAGAGGAGAGCGUGUAUCAGGUCCCAACCAGUCAGCAGAAGGAAGGGAUCUAUGAUGUCCCAAAACGCCAUUUCUUCACUAAUAUCAACCACUUUGAUCUGUUCGGAGACAUGUCUACUCCUCCCUCGAUGCCUCCGUCUCCUGCCAACACUCUGGACCCGAGUCGCAGCAGCCGUCAUCAGCAACACGCUGCUGCCGCUGAGAUGUACGCUCCAUUCAGCCCCACUUCUGUGCCAUCAGGCUACAUGACCAUGGGCCCGGUGCAGGCUGCACAGUGGGCACAGCAGGGCUUUGCCGGACAGACCCAGACUCUUGCCUUUCCUGUUCAGGGGCCUCUCCAGGUUGCACAGGUCUUGCCCAGCGGUCAGCCACUCAUCUGGAGUCAGGCCAACAUUUUCCCCGCCACACAGCAGCAGUGGGCGGCUAUGGCCGCCUACAUGCCAGCACAGACUGUGGGGGUUGGAGGCCAUGCCAUCCCCGCCGCCAUGCUGCAGGGUCUGGUGCCCAUCACAGCCAUGUGUCCUCAGGCCUGUGAGCUGUCUGCGCCCUCCUCUACCAUCACCAGCCCUCAGCACAGCGCCGACCCUGCCCUUAUACAGCGGCACAUGAGUCUGCGAGAUGACUCUGAUGCAGGGGAGGGGCCCUCAUCCUUAGUGCUGACCAGUGUGGGGGUUACCUCGGCGACAGUCAGCAGGUGUGGGACCCCGGGCCCCAUGAGUGCUCCGGACACUCUGGUGUGCAGUCAGCUGCUCUCUGCAUCCUCUCCACUGAGCAGCACUGCACAGGAGGAGGAUGGCUGCUGCAGUGACCUUGACCUGUCUCGCAUGACCUUGAGCCCAGGGACAUCCACGUCCCCAUCUACUGAAUCACCCUCGACUCCAGCCCCUCACCAGAGCUCGUCCCAGGCCAGUGACCCCUUGGAGCCCCCUGUGGACCCUGAGAGCACCAAGGAGGAGCACACGGGCUCUGCUGUAGUGAGGUCAGUGUCUCCUGAGUCUUGUGGCGAUCUGGACACAGCACAGGAUCAGACAGUCAUGCUUCCCCAAGUCAUAGACCCGACAAGACUGCAUUCCUGUUUACUAUAUGUAACUCUGGGCUUCUGCAUUCUGAGUACCUUGCAAGCCACAAAAUCAGGGCAUGUAUCUGUCCGCCAAGCUCCCUCUGGUAAUGUAGUUUAUCCAGUGGACUGUGUUGUGUCUGAGUGGAGCCAGUGGUCAAGAUGUGACGUUUGUCAGAAAAAGAGGUAUCGCUUCACCAAGCUCACACAGCCCUCACAGUUUGGGGGAGAGCCAUGCCAUUUUCAUGACAGAGAAGAGGAGGCCUGCACUGUCCCAGCACGCUACAAAUGCACCAACAUCCCAGUGUGUCAGGGCUUCCUGUGCACCCACACAGGUCGAUGUAUUCCUCGAACCUUACAGUGUAAUGGGGAGGAUGACUGUGGGGAUAACUCAGAUGAAGCAGGCUGUAGGCGGGACAUUCACCCCUGCAGGGAGUAUGCUGAGGAGUACUGGGGCAUUGAAAACCUGGCUAAGGGGAUCAACAUCUUGAACAGUAAGUUGGAGGGAGUGGUGCUGGAUAACAGAUACUAUGCUGGCAGCUGCCUUCCACACUACAUUCAAGACUAUAGAUUCAGGAAGCCCUACAACUUACAGCAGUACACUCUUCAGACAAGAGGUUCCUAUGACUUCACCUUGCAGCAUUUUGACACAUACUCCAUGUUUAUGGAGCACACCAUAAAGGAACACUCAUCCAAAACCUCUGUCUCCAUCGGCUUUGCUAUCCCUGGUAUUGCAGAGUUUGGAUUUAACUACAAUGACAGCAAAUACUCCAAAUCUAUAAAGAAGUUUCGCAGAGCAAGUGCUAAAACUAGCAGCUUUAUCAAGGCCAAAGCAGAGCUGGAGCUGGCCCAGUACAUUCUUAAAUAUGAUGAACUGAUGCUCCACCCCGAGUUCCUGCAGCGACUUCGGUCCCUACCACAGUCUUAUGUCUAUGGAGAGUAUAGGUUGAUUUAUAGAGACUACGGCACCCACUACGUCACUGAGGCUAAGCUGGGAGGAACCUACGAACACACCAUCAUAUUAGACAAAGAAAAACUGGAGAAAACUGAUUACACUUUGGAUGCCUACAAAAACUGCAUGAGUGUUGGCCUCAGAGUGGGUGCCAACAUUAAAGGUGUGUAUGUGACCGGUGGUCUGGAAGGGGGAGGCUGUGACGGACUACUAAAUGAGAUGGGAGAGGACACAGUUAAUGGGCGCAUGGCAGAGGAUUUUGUGGCUGUAGUGAAAGGUGGCAGCAGUGAAUCUGUAACUGCACUUGUCUCUAAGAAAUUGCCUGAUCCAAAACUGAUGAGACUGUGGGGUCAAGGAGUACGUUUUAAUCCUGACUUCAUCCAAAGAACAACCAGACCACUGUAUGAGCUGAUAACAUCCAGAGACUUCAUUCAAAGUGACAUUUUGAAGGGACACCUGAAGAGGGGGCUGUCCGAGUACCUCGCUGAGGUUAGCUCGUGUAGAUGUGGCCCCUGUCGCAACAAUGGAGUUGCUGUGCUCAAAGGGACCAGAUGUGACUGUAUUUGCCCAAAUGGAUACAGUGGAAGAGCCUGUGAGAUCACCCAGCGUCCAACAAAUCUAGGCAUCGACGGGAGUUGGAGCUGUUGGGGUGCAUGGUCAUCCUGUAGCGGAGGAAGGAUGAGCAGGACCCGAGAGUGUAACAAUCCAGUGCCUAGCAACGGAGGCAUGGCCUGCCUAGGACUGCCACACGAGUCUACAGAGUGUUUUUAAAAUCAGUAUUUUUCUUUAAUAAAGUGAUUAGAACACUUCA
Periophthalmus magnuspinnatus is the source of this 4017-nucleotide messenger RNA. Its product is annotated as complement component C8 beta chain. Gene Ontology annotation, cellular component: membrane attack complex. The record is from RefSeq and is a predicted model, not a curated record. The transcript is spliced from 26 exons. The coding region runs from base 552 to 3977 and encodes 1141 amino acids. Lineage: Eukaryota; Metazoa; Chordata; Actinopteri; Gobiiformes; Gobiidae. Gene Ontology annotation, biological process: immune response. Gene Ontology annotation, molecular function: protein binding.